Molecule: messenger RNA, 1625 nt
Organism: Apaloderma vittatum (bar-tailed trogon)
Lineage: Eukaryota; Metazoa; Chordata; Aves; Trogoniformes; Trogonidae
Gene: R3HCC1
Product: R3H domain and coiled-coil containing 1
Exons: 7
Molecular function (GO): nucleic acid binding
Source: RefSeq, a predicted model, not a curated record
GUGCUGAUGCCCUUGACUCCUCUUCUCUUUCCAGGGUGCUCCUGUUCCCCCCGCUGUCCAGCCGCCUCAGGUACCUGAUCCAUCGCACCGUGGACAACGUGGAUUUGUUGAGCAGCUUUUCUGUGGGAGAGGGAUGGAGGAGGAGGACGGUUAUCUGUCACUCGGCUGUAAGGCUGCCCAGUGAGAAUAAUGACCAAAAACCCAGCAGCAACCCGCCGAGGCUGCACCGACCUCCGCCGCCGUCGGGAGGGAACGUGGUGCAAGAAGAAGAGAUCUGCCCGAAAGCUUCGGUUGAGGAUGCUCAGGAGGAACCGGGCAAGUCUGAAGGUGUCCCCUCGGUCCUUGGCAAGGAACAGGAGCCCGGCAAAGAGUGUGUUUCAGGAAAAGAUACUGAUGGCACAAAUGAUGAACAUGCUCCGUGUCGUACGGGUGUUCCACCGUUAGAGAAUAGUGACGAUUUCUCUGGGCAGGAGAGUCAAGGUAAAGACUGUUCAGGUUCCCUUUCUUCUGUACACAAUAAAAAACCGACCGAAGCAGAAGAACAAGAUUCAAGUGGCGACAACACUGUUGUACCAGAAGGCAGCAAAAUCCUGUGCCAGCUGCCAGCUGAAGACCAAACUAGCCAGGAUGCCGGUGGAUUGGAGUGUGGAAAAAAUUCCUCCCUAUCAGAAAGUCGCAGCAGUAACUGCUGUGCAGAGCCGGCUGUGGCACAGCCGAGCGCGGCGGCGGUGGAAAACCAAGAUAAGAGCUGUGCUGCUGCCAAGAGCCUGGAGAGCCAAGGAAACGUGUCCCUGCCUGAAGAACAGGGCGAGGACUUUGUGAAUGCCAGCACGGCGGAGGGAGGGGAGAGUUUCUCUGAGUUGGAAAGCCAUGAUCAAGAGCCGCCCAGCGUUGCCCAGGCAGAGCAUACCCAAGGUGAGAACCCCCUAGAAGCCCCAAAUGAGCCUCUGGCUGUAUCUGAGCCCAUCCGUGGUGCCGACCCCUGUGCUCCCGAGGAUCAGAAUGAGCCCUGGGUGGAUGCUCCCGCGUGGAACCGCAGCGGGAAGGUACCUGUGGUGGAAGAGGAGGACAAGGAGCGCUCAGGCUUGGCCGAGCCGCUGUGGCGUCGGCUGCGGUUGUCUGCGAUGAGGAGGAGAAUUGUGGGUAAUUUAACUGUGAAGGACAUAAGCAUCGAGAAGAUCAGCUUUGACUAUUCCAGCUACGGAGAUGCACAAGUCAGCGAGGGAGAUUUUGGCCACGUCACUGAAAUCUAUGACUUCCCGCCGUCGCUGAAAACGGAGCACCUGCUGGAAGUGUUCUCGGAUUUCCACGAGAGCGGAUUCAAAAUCCAGUGGGUCGACGAUACGCACGCCCUGGGAAUCUUCUCCAGCCUCUCUGCAGCAUCUCAAGCCCUGGGGCGCCGUUACCCUUCUCUGAAGAUCCGACCGUUGAUCCAUGCGACCAAGCAGUCGAAAAUCAAGGCACUACAGCGACCAAAGCUCCUGCACCUUGCAAAAGAAAGACCCCAGACCGACACGGCGGUGGCGAAGAGGCUGGUGACCCGGGCGCUGGGGUUGAAGCACAAGCAGCAGGACGGCUCAGGCGCCGACGCGCUCCCGCCGGAAAGCUUGGACCAGGAGGAAUAA